Mus caroli (Ryukyu mouse) is the source of this 679-nucleotide messenger RNA. RefSeq names its product ubiquinol-cytochrome c reductase complex assembly factor 6 (gene Uqcc6). Gene Ontology annotation, biological process: mitochondrial respiratory chain complex III assembly. Gene Ontology annotation, cellular component: mitochondrion. The record is from RefSeq and is a predicted model, not a curated record. Lineage: Eukaryota; Metazoa; Chordata; Mammalia; Rodentia; Muridae.
CCAGGAACGGCAAACGCAGGAUUGGGACAGUGACCAACCAGGAGCUAGGAUCCCAGGCUGGCUAAGGGGUGGAAAGGGUCAACCCCCCCACCCCACCCCCAUUCCAGCCGCAAGUCCGUCAGAAACAAUCGAGUGCGCCUGCGCGUGUAUUGCCCUCGCUUUCCGCUCCGUCGCUGCGUCGGACCGUGUACUUUGGUUCCUGCCCGCUGGAGGUCCGUCCUGGUUCUGGAGCGACCCCGUGACCUGUCUCCCUGCGCGCGUGCACUCCGCGCUCUCCACCAUGCCAGGGGGCGUACCCUGGUCCACCUACUUGAAAAUGCUCUCCUCCAGCCUCCUGGCCAUGUGCGCCGGGGCCCAGGUGGUGCAUUGGUACUAUCGGCCUGACCUGACAAUACCUGAAAUCCCACCAAAGCCUGGAGAACUCAGAACGGAGCUUUUGGGACUGAAGAGACACCACGAACCUCAUGUUUCACAGCAGUAGAAACUUCAAAAUAGCAGCUGUGCCAAGAAUUCUGUGAAUAAUGUUUCAAAUAUGUAUUUUAAAAUUUAUUAAGUAAAAAUACUUUUUGAAACACCUAAUUUAGGGGGCUCAAUGGCUCAGACGUUAAGAGCACUGUCUGCUCUUCCAGAGGUCCUGAGUUCAAUUCCCGGCAACCACUUGGUGGCUCAUAACCAUCUA